Molecule: messenger RNA, 2398 nt
Organism: Aegilops tauschii subsp. strangulata
Lineage: Eukaryota; Viridiplantae; Streptophyta; Magnoliopsida; Poales; Poaceae
Product: probable auxin efflux carrier component 1c
Biological process (GO): auxin polar transport; auxin export across the plasma membrane
Cellular component (GO): endoplasmic reticulum; plasma membrane
Molecular function (GO): auxin efflux transmembrane transporter activity
Source: RefSeq, a predicted model, not a curated record
UCCCCUCAUUGGCUCCCCCGCCUGCCUCCCCCCGAUCGCCACACUCCCCGACCCCGCCGCGCGGCCACCGCGCCCGCGCCAUAAAUCAAGCUAGCCAGCGCUGCUUCACUUGAACAACGCGGCACCUCACCUCACCGCCACCGCACACCUCCCCUGCCGCGCCGCCGUGACAGAGUAGGAAGGAAGGCGCAGCGGCGGCGGCCGGCACGGCAAGAUGAUCACGGGCACGGACUUCUACCACGUCAUGACGGCGAUGGUGCCGCUGUACGUGGCGAUGAUGCUCGCGUACGGCUCCGUCAAGUGGUGGCGGAUCUUCACGCCGGACCAGUGCUCCGGGAUCAACCGCUUCGUGGCGCUCUUCGCCGUGCCGCUGCUCUCCUUCCACUUCAUCUCCACCAACAACCCCUACACCAUGAACCUCCGCUUCAUCGCCGCCGACACGCUGCAGAAGCUCAUCGUGCUCGCGCUCCUCACCCUCUGGAGCCACCUCUCCCGCAACGGCUCCCUCGAGUGGACCAUCACGCUCUUCUCCCUCUCCACGCUGCCCAACACCCUCGUCAUGGGCAUCCCGCUCCUCAAGGGCAUGUACGGCGACGAGUCCGGCAGCCUCAUGGUGCAGAUCGUGGUGCUGCAGUGCAUCAUCUGGUACACGCUCAUGCUCUUCAUGUUCGAGUACCGCGGCGCCAGGAUCCUCAUCACCGAGCAGUUCCCCGACACCGCCGGCGCCAUCGCCUCCAUCGCCGUCGACCCGGACGUCAUGUCGCUCGACGGCAGGAGGGACAUGAUCGAGACGGAGGCGGAGGUGAAGGAGGACGGCAAGAUUCACGUCACUGUGCGCCGCUCCAACGCCUCCCGCUCCGACAUCUACUCGCGCCGCUCCAUGGGGUUCUCCAGCACCACGCCGCGCCCCAGCAACCUCACCAACGCCGAGAUCUACUCGCUGCAGUCGUCGCGGAACCCCACGCCCCGGGGCUCCAGCUUCAACCACACCGACUUCUACUCCAUGGUGGGCCGCAGCUCCAACUUCGCCGCCGGGGACGCGUUCGGCCCGGUGGUGCGCACCGGGGCCACGCCGCGCCCGUCCAACUACGAGGAGGACAAGGCCGGCGGCAACAACAACAGCAAGUACGGGCAGUACCCGGCGCCCAACCCCGCGAUGGCAGCGCCGCAGAAGCCGUCCAAGAAGGCGGCCAACGGGCAGGCCAAGGGCGAGGACGGCAAGGACCUGCACAUGUUCGUGUGGAGCUCCAGCGCGUCGCCCGUGUCCGACGUGUUCGGCAACGGCACCGAGGCGUACAACGACGCCGCCGCCAAGGACGUCCGGGUGGCCGCCGCCUCGCCGCGCAAAGCGGACGGCGUGGAGCGUGACGAGUUCAGCUUCGGGAACAAGGAGAGGGACGCGGAGGCCGGCGACGAGAAGGCCGCGGCGGAGCAGGGCACCGCGGGCCUGGUGGCGGCGCCCACGGUGAUGCCGCCGACCAGCGUGAUGACCCGCCUCAUCCUCAUCAUGGUGUGGCGCAAGCUCAUCCGCAACCCCAACACCUACUCCAGCCUCAUCGGCCUCAUCUGGUCCCUCGUCUGCUUCCGGUGGAACUUCGUUAUGCCGGCGAUCAUCAUGAAGUCCAUCGCCAUCCUGUCCGACGCCGGCCUCGGCAUGGCCAUGUUCAGCCUCGGGCUGUUCAUGGCGCUGCAGCCGCGGAUCAUCGCGUGCGGGAACAAGCGGGCGACGUUCGCCAUGGCCGUGCGGUUCCUGACGGGCCCGGCCGUCAUGGCCGCCGCCUCCAUCGCCGUCGGCCUCCGCGGCACCCUCCUCCACAUCGCCAUCGUGCAGGCAGCGCUGCCCCAGGGCAUUGUCCCCUUCGUCUUCGCCAAGGAGUACAGCGUGCACCCCGACAUCCUCAGCACGGCUGUCAUCUUCGGCAUGCUCAUCGCGCUGCCCAUCACGCUGGUCUACUACAUCCUGCUGGGGCUGUGAGCUAACGGAGACACGGCCGGGCUGCGUGCAGCCAUGCCGGCGUGGCGUAGGAGACAGACGGACAGAGGAGGGGACAAGGGAGCUGCAGCGGCUCCAUGCGCCUGCCGGGGACAUGAUGCGUGCUCCUGCAUGCGGGAGGCUAAUUACUACUAGGAUUCUUAAUUAGGUGUAGGGAUCAGAUGGGGUGAGGGGAGGAAUGUUUAGGGCAAGAGUUUCAGUUGUUGGUAAAUUAUAAAGGACUGCCAAGAUCAAGGGUUGGGGAGGCAAAGGAUCAAUCCGGUUUGGGGUUUUAGAAGAUGUAUGUACUCCAUGGGUGUGUUGGCAGAGGUUUCUUUCCCUGGAGGGAGGAUGGCUGGGCUGGGUUGGCCUUGUAAAAUGGAUGUCAAUUUGAUGAAAUUAAUGCUAGAGCUCUUGUUCACCUUA